AUGAUUAUGGAUAACUUCGAGUUUGCGCCAGCCCCUCCUCAACGAUGUCCUGAGGCUUACGGCCCCCGGGCAAAUAACAACCAGAAGCGCUGCUUUCAGUUGGCACAGGCGUUCUUCAAAGAUGGUGUUAGGAGAGCCCGCGAACGGAAUGAACGUCAGCUGGACCUUGAACGACGCCUCGAAGAUCCUGCUGUGGGACCACGGCGCGAGCAGCUUUGGAAGCUCGGGGGCAUGUCAGAAGCCAAGUAUCUACGUUUCCUAAGAACCAAGGAAGAGCUUUCCAAUUACAUCCCCAUCAAGACAAUAGGAAAGGGGUACUUUGGAGAAGUAAAGUUGGUUCGCAAGAAGCAAGAUGGAAAGGUGUAUGCCCUCAAGCGGCUGGCCAAGACAGAGAUGGUCUCCCAUGAGCAGCUUCCCCGAGUGCGCGCGGAGAGAGACGCCCUGGCCGAGUCUGACAGCGAGUGGGUUGUGAAGCUGUACACAACCUUCCAGGACAGCACGUCCCUGUACUUGUUAAUGGAGUACUUGCCGGGAGGUGAUUUGAUGGCCUUGUUGAUUAAGUAUCAGAUUUUCUCUGAGGAUAUCACACGUUUCUAUGCUGCUGAGAUGAUCAUGGCCAUCGAGGCCAUUCACAACCUGGGCUUCAUUCACCGCGAUAUCAAGCCGGACAACAUCCUAAUCGACCGUGAGGGUCAUGUCAAGCUGGCUGAUUUUGGUCUUUCUAAGGGUUUCAGCAAGAGUCACGACCACAGCUACUACAGGGAACUCCUUCAAAAGCCGGCUCCUCCAAACAACAAGCCGGCAAACAGGAACUCAGUUAACCUGGAUGAGAUUGCCCUAACUGUCAGCAACCGUGCUCAAAUCAAUGAAUGGAGACGGUCCAGGAGACUCAUGGCAUACUCAGCGGUUGGGACCCCGGACUAUAUUGCUCCUGAGCUGUUCACCGGUCAGGGGUAUUCUUUUGAGAUUGACUGGUGGUCACUCGGCGCAAUCAUAUACGAGUGCCUCGUAGGCUGGCCUCCGUUCGCCUCGGACAACUCGUAUGAUACCUACCGCAAGAUUGUCAACUGGCGUCAGACGUUCUUCUUCCCGGACGAUGUCUACCUUCAUCCGAAUGCAGCCCACUUGAUAAGAAGUCUCAUCUGUGACGCGUCAAGUCGUCUCGGUAGCCGCGGUGGUGCUGCCGAGAUCAAGGCUCAUCCAUUCUUUGCCGGCGUGGACUUCAACUCCCUUCGCCGUAUUGAGGCACCUUUCCGACCUCACCUAGAAUCUGACGAAGACACUUCGUGCUUCCCUGUUGACGAGCUACCUCAGGGCGAAGGAUUUAGCAAUGGGCCUACCAAUACUAACGGCACGAAUGGCCAUCAAGCCACCGCAAGUAAUUUUCAAGAAGAGGAGGUCACCCCAGAGAUGUGCCUGCCUUUCAUUGGAUAUACUUUCAAGAGGUUUGAGAAGACAUUCAUGUGA
This is a messenger RNA of Thermochaetoides thermophila DSM 1495, 1467 nucleotides long. RefSeq lists its product as uncharacterized. The record is from RefSeq and is a predicted model, not a curated record. The transcript is spliced from 4 exons. The coding region runs from base 1 to 1467 and encodes 488 amino acids. Gene Ontology annotation, molecular function: protein serine/threonine kinase activity; ATP binding. NCBI's taxonomy places the organism in Eukaryota, Fungi, Ascomycota, Sordariomycetes, Sordariales, Chaetomiaceae. Gene Ontology annotation, biological process: peptidyl-serine phosphorylation; intracellular signal transduction.